Molecule: messenger RNA, 1939 nt
Organism: Zalophus californianus (California sea lion)
Lineage: Eukaryota; Metazoa; Chordata; Mammalia; Carnivora; Otariidae
Gene: ATP1B3
Product: ATPase Na+/K+ transporting subunit beta 3
Exons: 7
Coding region: 254-1096 (280 amino acids)
Biological process (GO): potassium ion import across plasma membrane; sodium ion export across plasma membrane; intracellular potassium ion homeostasis
Cellular component (GO): sodium:potassium-exchanging ATPase complex
Molecular function (GO): ATPase activator activity
Source: RefSeq, a predicted model, not a curated record
GCGGCGGCGCGGGCCGAGAGGCUCGCGGAUUGGUUGCGGCGGGCGGAGACGUCAGGCUCCCGCGGCCCGAGCGGCCGCCGGGCUCGCGCGGCGCAGUAGGCUCGAGUGCGCACCUCAGCGAGGUGGUGUCCUCUGCCGUCCCGCUUUCCGCCGCCGUCGCCGGGCUGUGCCGCUUGAGCCGGGACGCGCCUCCGCGCUCCUCGCCGCCUCCACCCCCGCGGCCGCCGCUCCUCUCGCCGUCUGCACACACACCAUGACGAAGAAAGAGAAGAAGUCCUUCAACCAGAGCCUAGCCGAGUGGAAGCUCUUCAUCUACAACCCGACCACCGGAGAGUUCCUGGGACGCACCGCCAAGAGCUGGGGUUUGAUCUUGCUCUUCUACCUAGUCUUUUAUGGGUUCCUGGCUGCACUCUUCUCAUUCACAAUGUGGGCUAUGCUUCAGACUCUGAACGAUGAAGUUCCAAAAUACCGUGACCAGAUUCCUAGUCCAGGACUUACAGUUUUUCCAAAACCACUAACUGCAUUGGAAUAUUCAUUCACUGUGUCUGAUCCACGGUCCUAUCAAGGGUACAUUGAAGACCUUAGGAAGUUUCUAAAACCAUACGAUUUAGAAGAACAGAAGAAUCUCACAGCCUGUCCUGAUGGAGCACUUUUUGAACAGAAGGGUCCAAUUUAUGGUGCAUGUCAGUUUCCUGUUGCCUUACUUCAAGCAUGCAGUGGUGUGGAUGAUCCAGAGUUUGGCUACUCCAGAGGAAAUCCUUGUGUUCUUGUGAAAAUGAACAGAAUAAUUGGAUUAAAACCUCAAGGAGAACCAAGGAUAGAAUGUAUUUCAAAGAGUGAAAACACAGCAGCUCUAUCAACUUAUCCUCCCAAUGGACUUAUAGAUUUAAAAUAUUUUCCAUAUUAUGGGAAAAAACUGCAUGUGAGUUAUCUGCAGCCAUUAGUUGCUGUCCAGGUCUCCUUUAAUGCCACCAGCAGUACCGUAAAUGAAGUAACAGUUGAGUGCAAGAUUGAUGGAUCACCCAACCUAAAAAACCAGGAUGAUCGUGACAAGUUUUUAGGACGAGUUGUGUUCAAAGUCACAGCACGCGCAUAGUAGGAGUUAGGGCAUCUCCACAGAGUAAAUGUUGUGUUGUCUGUCUUCAUUUUGUAUCAGCUGGACCUGCCAUUCUAGAAUCAUGAGACCACCUUGGAGAAAGGUGGGGUGGUGGUACAUGACACUGGGGUAACGUGCUAAUGUGCUUCCAGACCAUAGUGUUCAGUGUCCUCUCACGUAACUGCCUGAUGCCUCUGCUGCCUUUCGAACCACGUAGAGUCGCCAGAUGGGGGCCGUGAGCACCAACUCCGAACACGUGGGAUGGGGGUCUGGUUUUAUUUUUAUGUGGUUUAAUUGCCGAGUGUCUAAAGCUUAAUGUGCUGUGCUAUGUAAAUAUUUUAUAGAUUUAACACUGGUUAACUGUCAUAUUUUGAUGCCAGCCACGUUUUAGGGAUAAAAUGGUACCUGAACAUCAUCACAUGACUCUAUAGCUACAAGAAAUGUGGUGUGGGGAGAAGUUCUGUAUGGGAGGAGGAAAAACAAAAUAAAAGUGGAUUUGAAAGGUUGACUUGAUGUUUUGUAAAAUUAUUUUUUACAUGCUGAAUUAGUCUGUGGAUCUUUUUGAUUAAGAGCACAAACUUUAUGUUGUAAAACAUGUAAAAAAUAUAUAUACCGAUGGGAUUAUUUUUAGUGCUGGAACUAAAUCUCUCAUAAUAAAAGAAGUAUUUUAGACCAUAGAUGAAACAGCAUUUUUAAGUUAGCCACUAUGAAUAUGCACCUAAUUUUUUAUGAAAUUAAAUUCAUAUGAUUUAAAUUGUACAAUAGUUUGUGAAAUAUCUUGUUACUGCUUUUAUUUAGCAGACUGUGGACUCUAAUAAAAAUAUCAGUUGUAAAAUAUAAAAA